This is a messenger RNA of Paramisgurnus dabryanus, 4355 nucleotides long. It is a transcript of the gene tmem150ab, whose product is annotated as transmembrane protein 150Ab. Lineage: Eukaryota; Metazoa; Chordata; Actinopteri; Cypriniformes; Cobitidae. The record is from RefSeq and is a predicted model, not a curated record. Gene Ontology annotation, cellular component: plasma membrane. Gene Ontology annotation, biological process: protein localization to plasma membrane.
UCACAGGGAUACAGCAGCAGCAGCAGCAUCCGCUCGCGAGCCGCGGGGCCUGCGAUUCACUUGUAAAGAAGCAAGUCGUUGCUGGAUUUGCAGAGAGACUGUGAUUAAAAGCACCACUAAUAUUGGAUCUGCCGAAAAUGACACAGCAAUUCCCAACUUCCCAUUAGCUGUUGAGAAUCCGAGGGACUACAGAUGUAGCCAAAGGAGCAUCGCUUUGCCCCGCUGGUCCUCACAUCCCUGCACUGCAUGGCUUCACCUGCUGGGGUCUUUCAUCGUGUUUCCAUAACCCCAGUCCUGCACACCCUCAUGCUGGGGUCGCAGGCCUUGCACAGACUGACCAAUGACUGCCUGGAUUGUUUUGCCUGUCAGCCUGUCUGCCUUCUCCAUCACUGGGAUAUGGAUUGUUUAUGCCAUGGCAGUAAUGAACCAUCAUGUCUGUCCUGUUGAGAACUGGUCAUACAAUUUGACAUGUACAGAGGAAACAGCGAAGAGGGGCUUUCCAAAAACCUGCUGCACUCUUCAAGACAUCCCGCUUAUCAGUAAAUGUGGUUGCUAUCCACCAGAGAGCUGUCUCUUCAGUUUGAUUGGCAAUGUUGGGGCUUUCAUGGUGGUUAUGGUGUGCAUGCUGCGUUAUGCUCAAGUGAUUGAGCAUAGCCAUCACUGCUGGACCAACACAAGUGCUUUGGUAUCUGGGAGCAUUAAUGCUCUUGGCCUGGUCAUGGUGGGCAACUUUCAGGUUGAUCAUGCCAAGACUCUUCACUAUGUGGGAGCUGGUGUGGCGUUUCCAGCAGGUCUGCUGUUUGUGUGCCUGCAGUGCAUUUUGACGUACCGUAUAGCAGAGACCAUGCUGGACUAUUGGAUGGCUCAUGUGCGUGUCGCUCUCUCAGCUGGAGCUCUGAUAUCACUUGUUCUCAGUGGAAUCUUCUUUGUCCAUGAGAGCUUUGUGUUACAACAUGCUGCGGCCAUCUGUGAAUGGGUCUUUACAGUGCUGGUUUUGGUCUACUAUGGCACCUUCACCUAUGAGUUUGGCACUGUCAACAGCGAUACCAUAAUGGCAGCCUUAAUGAAACGCAGUGAACAUCACCACCCGGGGUCAGGGGUCAUCAUGGGUGGUAUCGGGAAAGGCGUUGCAAUGGGUUGUGGUGCCCGCAGCCUAAAGUCUCCUGGAGGCAGUAGCACCUCCACACACCUCAACUGUACGCCAGAAAGCAUUGCCAUGCUUUAGGUCUUAAGCGAAACAGUAUUCUAUCAGACCUCAACACAUCAAUCCUUUUCUUAUUACACCCAUGUCUCAGAUUUAUUAAAAACUGGUACAAGCAAUAUAGAAUUACUUUGAAUGAUAACAGCAAGUUUGCAAGCUUGUUGAUUUUAAUCUAAUAGUAAUGACCUGCUGGUCGUAACUAAGGGAUUUUGCAUGAGACUGUAUUUUGCAUUGUGUAAAACAACAUAAACAUGUAGAGCACCAUAACCAGCACAUAUACAUAUAUAUAUAUAUAUAUAUCCUUCUCAUGCUGUGUUUACGCAAUAACUCAUUUCUAAAGGUGCAUUGAAACAUUGACAGCUAUUCAAAAAGUCGAAAAUUCUAAAUACUGUUGGGACGCUUCAGCAUUUUUUUUCUGACUGCAGUAUCCAUCUGCAUCAAGAAGCCAAUCACAUUUUCUGUUAUGUCUGAACACUCAUUGGUUGUAGUCUCACCAUGUGUCCUUCCUCAAUUUUAUUGCAUCGCCAGGAGUCACUGUCGCUCAUAACGGCUGAUACAGAAAUUCACUUGUGUUUCAUUCAUAAGGUCCAAUAACUCCACUGUAAAAUUCCUGUCAGAUUAAAUGGCCCUAAAUCUGGCACAGAUCUGCCAGCAACAUCAAGACACUUGGCCAGACAAAGAAGAUAAAUGGCUUAACGUAUCCAACCCUCUUUCACCUUUCUAAUCUGUAGGAACUGUGAUUGGAUCAUAGGUCAAGGCAGAGGACAAACCAUAAAUGUAGCAAUAGAGAUAUUGUUAGUCCAGCUUAACCACCCAUUGAUGCCAAUAGUUGUGGUUGCAGUGAAGUACCUCACCGAUUGUCAUACCUGAGAUGCAAUUGAUCUGUUGAUAUUGUAUUCAUUCCAUCCAUCACUCACAGUGUUUUUGUAUUAGGUUUGUGAGAUUAUGUUAGGUGCUAUGGACUGCCUGUCUUACAGUUCUAGACAGAAUGUGGUUGUAACUAUUCAGGUUUAAGCUGUUUGAUAAAAGAUUUACAUGAAAACACAGAUUUAUGUAACUUUACAAAGCUUUUGCCAAUCUUGGUAAACUUUUUUGACUGUAUGGCAUCAGCCAGUUGCUAUACAUUAUGCUUCAUCCAAAAACUGCCUGCGUGGAUCUGUUGCAUCCCAGGUAUUGUUCAAAAGAGGUCAUUUUUUUAAACACAAAAAGCAAAUGUUUUCUAUGUAUGUCAGUUAUUAAAUUGUUUAAGUUUUUAAUUCUUUAGGCUUAUGAUAAUAUUCAUUGUACUUUCAUCAAGAAGUUCAUCAUCAGAUAAUAUGAAAAUAUGUGACCCUGACUGUGAAAUCCACGCUGAAAUCUCUAUUUAAUUAUGAGAUUUGGAGCAUGAAAGAUUUUUCAGUCAUUGAUUUUAAUCUUUGACAUGACCUUAAAGAUAUCAAGGUUGCAAUGAUUUUAUUUAGAAAAUCACCACACAAUGACUAGCUGGAUUUUCACAGGCAAGGUCACAUAUGCUUCUGAGUUUUGAACUUCUCAGAGAUCUUAAUCACAAUUCCUUUCAAUUUAGAGGUUGUUUUUUAAAAUAUUACUUUUUUUGUGAAGAUAUAGAGCAAUUGCUUUACAAAGCUGCUUGUAAAUGAAUGUCUUUAGGUCAGCGUAAUGAUGCAUAAAAUGUGAGUAUUGCACUGAAGGCAGGGCCUAAUUAAUAAUGAAAUGAAGGCUGCUGCAUUCAGCAUCGCAUCGCACUGUUAACACUGUUCUUCCUGGACAUGUCAUUUUGUAACAUAUGGAAUACUUAGAAAAGAUAUCAAAAUAGAAUGGAAAUGAUGUUGUGCACUAAAGGGGAUGCCUGGAUAUUUUUUUUAUUUAGUGGUCCCGAAAUGUGAAAUCCUCUAUAAUAAGCUGUAUUUUGAUUACACACAGUAAUUUAGUUUUAAAAUAUUGCUCAUUUGGAAGAAAUGCUGUAUGUGUUAUAUUGAUACAUGUUAUAGAAAACCAACAAUUGUUGGUUAUGUGUUCUAUUUGUUUCUUUUAUUGUAAUGCCAGACAAUGAAAUGAUGCAAUUUUCAACUUUGUUAAAGUACUUGCAAACAAGUAUACCUCCAUGAAAAUCAUACUGUGGUGAGAGAAAAUGUUGAGAGUUCCUAAAGGAGCUCAGAUACACAGUUUAUGAAUGCAUUUAAACUGAAGCUAUUUAUGUUGUUUCUGUUCUGUUAUUUACUGCUUUGAUACCUACUGCUUCAUUACGCACCAAUUGAUUAUGUAGAUAAUAUCAUCUUUUCAUUUGAGUUUUCAUACAGAGGUGCUUCUCCUUACAGUCCUUAAUGUAUCAAUUGAAACCAUCGAAGCAGCUAUUUGAAUACGACCCCAAUCACUUUUUACUUUUGUCAAACUGAUUUUCCAACAGCUAAUUCGAUAUCAUCACAAUAGCAACAUAUUUUCUGAUGAAUGUGAAAUGGAAAUUAAUCAAAUUUACUAACGUAUUAUAGUUCAUACUGCAACUUAAUGUUUUGAGUUAUAACUCCUUAAUCUGCAUGUUUUCUUACCUUUAACAAGGGUUUGUUUUGAAUUAAACCUUGUAGCUUAAUUUACAAGACACUGUUUGCUACAAAAGUUGUUUGCGGGCAGUAUCCAACUGUUUACAGUACAGCUCUAUCAUGUUUAAUACAGAAUUAAGAUGACCAUUUUAACAGCUUGCUAUUUGUCUGUCGCCAAUGAGUGGCGAAAUAAAUAAAUUUUCAGACACAAUGAAGUGCCGACCUGCUAUUUACUCAUUAAAUUUGACACAUAUUGAACUAAUCUCAAGAUUUUUUCCUGCUGUGCAUGUGUUGGUAUUUUUAGGCAAACACAUGAAAUGGUUUUGUUGACAUUAGUAAAUCCAUUGGCUAACAUGAAUAAACAAUGAUCAACAUAGUUUUUCAGCCCUUACUAAUCUUUGAUAGUGUUAGUUAAUGCCAAUACAGCUAAUCGUGUUGUUUUAUGGUGCAUUAACUAAAGUUAACAGUUGUAUUAAAUUAGAAAAUGCUGAAAGAUCUGUUGUAUAGGACUUGAUGUUGAUAUCCCUUAAUGCAUACUGGAGGCACCGAUGAGACUCUGUGGGAUAGUUAAUUGAGUGACCCUCUGCCACACUACUCCUCAGCCCUUCCAUCUCCUGAGG